This is a messenger RNA of Anastrepha obliqua, 914 nucleotides long. RefSeq lists its product as uncharacterized. Bases 321 to 914 code for a protein of 197 amino acids. The transcript has 3 exons. The record is from RefSeq and is a predicted model, not a curated record. Lineage: Eukaryota; Metazoa; Arthropoda; Insecta; Diptera; Tephritidae.
GCGUCCUCGUGUCGAAGUCGAUCGUGUAAUUGCGUGUACGACGGCGAUUUCUUCGGUUCGGUGUUAGCUUAAUCCUCAACUUUAAAACUUUUAAAUAAAUAAAAAUAAAAUUUAAUAAAUAAUUUCCCUUCCACAUUCAUCUAGUGUUAGCUUAAUCCUCUACUUUAAAAGUCAAAUCAAUUCGAAACUACAUAACUUAAUUACAACAAUUUACCUAAUUUAAAACCAAUUGAAAUUGAAAAAUACUCCGAUUGAACUAAAGAAAUAAACACUUUAAAGCAUAGCUAACAUUUAUUAUACAAUUGCAUCGUUCACAUACAAUGGCAACACUGUCCUCCAACGCAGCCUCGAACGCUAGCGAACCGCCGAAAAUCAGCAAAUUCUUCAACAGCAGCUGCAAUUACCAGAGUAAAAUCCAACAACUGAUCAGCUUCAGUUUCACCUCGUCGAAUUUCAUCUUUAUCACAUGCAUACUGAGCAUUAGUAAGCUGUGCACUGUUACCGCUGGUCCGGUACAAACCACCGCUGCUGCUGGUACACCAGGACCCACCACAGCCGGCCCACCCUACAGUGCACUCAAUGCUACAACGUUAAUGGAGAAAUUACAUUCGUUUGCAACAACACUUGGCCCACCUGUAACAUCGGCGGAGAAAUCAUCGAAAAAUAGUGCUCCUCCAGCGAAUAGUGUCAGUGACGGCAGUGGCUCAAUGUCGUUUUUUGGUCGCAAAAAUUUAAUACAUUUCGAUUUUAAAUUUUUGAAUGUCUCCGGCAAGAUUGGCACACCGCUUAGCAUUGAUGAAGAUAAAUAUGAAGAUAAAGGUGAAGAUAAAGAUGAAAAUGCAGAUGGAGAUGAAGGUGAAGACGAAAAUGUUGAUGAAGCGCAUUUCUUGGCCAAUGAAUCGUAUGACUUCUGA